UUGUUUAUUGUUUACAUAUAAAAGCUGGUAAAUGAUAAAGAAAACUAAAAUACUCAUGUGUUGCAGGAAUUUUGCAAGGCGUACAAGUUGCUUUCCCCUCCUGCACUUGGUAUGAAAGAAGCAACGACAGUUUGCAAUGCAGUGGCCUUACUUCAGUCAAUGGCAUCUCAUCCAGACACAAAGAUGGGUAUUGUGAGAGCUAAAAUGCCUGUUUUCAUCUACCCUUUUAUGAACACUACUGAACAACGACUCAAACAUUUCGACUACUUACGUCUCACCAGUUUAGGUGUCAUCGGUGCCCUUGUGAAGGUGGAGGAUACCAACAGCCCAGAAAUCAUUCACUUUCUUCUUGAAACAGAAGUGAUUCCAUUGUGCCUUCGCUGCAUAGAAGUGGGUGGUGAACUGGCAAAAACGGUUGCAGCUUUUGUGGUUAGUAAGAUUCUAUUGUACGAAGAGGGGCAACGAUAUUGUGGCACAUUUCCAGAAAGGUUUUAUGCGGUUGCACAAGUCUUGAUCAAUGUUGUUGACCAGUUUACCAUAAAACCACCAUUGCAGUUGUUGAAACAUGUGUUAAACUGUUUCUUGCGACUCUCUGAAGUCUCUAGGGCUUGUGAUGCUUUGAGCAAAUGUUACCCUGCCAAACUGAGAGAUCCUGGAUAUCUCAACUUCGCUUGUGAAGAUCCAUAUGUUCGAAGACUAGCUGACCAAGUGCUCCACAACGUGGCUGGCCAUAUAUAG
Lactuca sativa (garden lettuce) is the source of this 738-nucleotide messenger RNA. Its product is annotated as cell differentiation protein rcd1. The record is from RefSeq and is a predicted model, not a curated record. Lineage: Eukaryota; Viridiplantae; Streptophyta; Magnoliopsida; Asterales; Asteraceae. Gene Ontology annotation, cellular component: CCR4-NOT complex. Gene Ontology annotation, biological process: mRNA catabolic process.